AUCUGACUAUGUGCACUACAGGAGUGCCCGAACGUGGGCGCGCAUGGUGUCUCCGCAUGUGACGUAAUAGCUGCUUGUGCGGAGUGCGAGCUCGAUAGGACUCGUAUGGUUACGGAAAGUAAGAGCAGGGGAUUUGUGGAUCACUUGUUCAAUUAUUGAACAAUCUCUCUUGUCUUAGGUCACGAUAACAUAGAAAUGUCGGGGGAGAACGAAGAAACACAGACGACCGAGAUCACAACAGUGGACGAGAAGAUUCCGGACAACGUGAUCAAUCCUGAGAAGUCAGAGGAGGCUAAACUGAAGGCCAGAUACCCAAAUUUAGGAAAUAAACCUGGGGGCUCUGACCUGCUUCGCAAACGGCUCCAGAAAGGGCAAAAGUACUUUGACUCUGGAGACUACAACAUGGCUAAAGCCAAGAUAAAGAACAAGCAGUUGCCGACAGCUGCGCCGGAGAAGACUGAGAUCACAGGGGACCACAUCCCCACCCCCCAGGACCUGCCCCAGAGGAAACCUUCUCUAGUGGCCAGUAAACUUGCAGGCUGAUGCACUCACAGCCUCAACAGUCCCCUGGAGCACCUCCCCGCUCUGACCCUCUCCACUCACAUCUCAGAGCUGUAACAUUACCUCUCCCACCCCUCACAGUACCUGUCCCCUGCCUGUACCCCCUCCCCAGGGUCCCGCACCUAGCAAACUGGCUAGCUGAUACCUUCAAAUCCUGUUUAAUUUUGUUUUCACGCCAUCUGGCCUCAUCUACUGCCUCCUUCCUUGUUUCCCCCCCCACUACUUCUCUAAACUGAUUGCCCUUCUGUUAGUUUAUUCUUACUUUUCCAUGUUUCCUUUUUAUUUUCUCUUUACUUCAAUGUAAGAUAUGCUGAAAGACAGGACAUCCAAGUGUGAGUGUGAUGAGCGAUUUGUGACGCCUGUCUGCAACUAAUGGACGACUGAUACCACAGUUUUUACUGGUUAAAGAGAGUGGCGAGCAGCCCUUACGUGUUUAGAGGGCUUUACUAUGGUCAUCUAAGUGUGUGUGUGUGUGUGU
Molecule: messenger RNA, 1039 nt
Organism: Etheostoma cragini (Arkansas darter)
Lineage: Eukaryota; Metazoa; Chordata; Actinopteri; Perciformes; Percidae
Product: cAMP-regulated phosphoprotein 19-A-like
Exons: 3
Coding region: 196-543 (115 amino acids)
Cellular component (GO): cytoplasm
Molecular function (GO): protein phosphatase inhibitor activity
Source: RefSeq, a predicted model, not a curated record